Molecule: messenger RNA, 236 nt
Organism: Rhinopithecus roxellana (golden snub-nosed monkey)
Lineage: Eukaryota; Metazoa; Chordata; Mammalia; Primates; Cercopithecidae
Product: cytochrome c oxidase subunit 7C, mitochondrial
Exons: 1
Coding region: 1-192 (63 amino acids)
Biological process (GO): mitochondrial electron transport, cytochrome c to oxygen
Source: RefSeq, a predicted model, not a curated record
AUGUUGGGUCAGAGCAUCCGGAGGUUCACAACCUCUGUGGUCCGUAGGAGCCAUUAUGAGGAGGGCCCUGGGAAGAAUUCGCCAUUUUCAGUGGAAAACAAGUGGGCGUUACUAGUUAAGAUGUGUUUAUACUUUGGAUCUGCAUUUGCUGCACCCUUCCUUAUAGUAAGACACCAACUGCUUAAAUCAUGAGGAUGUUUCAGUUCAUCCAUUUAACAGAUAUGAAGAGCAUUUUA